Messenger RNA from Anopheles nili, 1654 nucleotides. RefSeq names its product calcitonin gene-related peptide type 1 receptor (gene hec). Gene Ontology annotation, molecular function: G protein-coupled peptide receptor activity. Gene Ontology annotation, cellular component: plasma membrane. The transcript has 10 exons. Lineage: Eukaryota; Metazoa; Arthropoda; Insecta; Diptera; Culicidae. The record is from RefSeq and is a predicted model, not a curated record. The coding region runs from base 1 to 1335 and encodes 444 amino acids. Gene Ontology annotation, biological process: cell surface receptor signaling pathway; adenylate cyclase-modulating G protein-coupled receptor signaling pathway.
AUGCUACAGGACAUUGCUGUUGCGCUGCGAGCUGUUCUUGUGAAUGAGAGCGCGAGUCACUUAGGUCAAACACCCAUGAUAGAGGAAGGUGGUGGAACAGGUGAUGGACGGGAUGAUCAAAUUCAGUACGACAGGUUCGAAUUCGAGAGUCCGGCGGAUUUAAUGCGGCAUCUGUACUACAGCUGUAUGCGUUCGAAUGCUACCGAACAGCCCUGGACCACCGACGGCACUUCUUUUUGCCCUCGCCGCUUCGAUGGAUGGUUGUGCUGGGAGCCGACAAUUGCAGGACAAGUGGCAGAAAAUUUCUGCCCAAAAUUUGUCCUUGGUUUUGACUCUCGGCGACUAGCUUAUCGUACGUGUCAUGAAAACGGAUCUUGGUUCGUACAUCCGCUUUCGGGACGAGAAUGGUCCAACUAUACGAACUGCAUCGACACAGAUGACAUGCAGUUUCGUCGGCUGGUGAACGACAUUUACAUUGGUGGAUACACAAUAUCACUCUCAACGCUAAUAAUAUCGUUAUGCAUAUUUCUCAGUUUUCGGACGUUAAAGUGCACCCGUAUACGGAUACACAUUCAUUUAUUUACCUCCUUGGCUCUGAGUUGUCUGUUCUGGAUAUUUUGGUAUAAGUUUGUCGUCGAGGAUACAGAAGUUGUGAAUGCGAAUAAGGAAUGGUGCGUAGCGCUGCACAUCCUUCUCCACUACCUGAUGUUGGUUAAUUACUUUUGGAUGUUCUGCGAAGGACUUCACCUGCAUCUGGUGCUAGUUAUCGUCUUUAUCAAGGAUAUUGUCGCAAUGCGUUGGUUCGUCACGAUCGGCUGGGUAUUGCCGAUGCUGCUGGUGGGCUUGUAUGCCAUGGUCCGCAACACCCAACCACUCGAUACGGAGCACUGCUGGAUGGACGAAAGCCACGCCAUGUGGUUGUUGACGGUUCCGGUGUGUUUUUCGCUGGUCGCCUCCCUCGUGUUUCUUAUCAACGUAGUCCGAGUGCUGCUGACGAAGCUUAGCUCUACCUCUCCACAUCCAGCACCGCUUGGCCUGCGAAAAGCCACUCGAGCAACGCUGAUACUCAUCCCGCUCUUCGGCCUCCAGCACAUCCUGUUACCCUUUCGACCGGACAAGGGAUGUCAGGUGGAGCGUUACUACCAAAUCGGGGCCGCUCUGCUGAUCAGCCUGCAGGGCCUGUGCGUUUCGUGUUUGUUUUGUUUCGCCAACCACGACGUAAUCUAUGCGGUGCAGUGCCACCUUAGCCGAUUUUUCCCGGACAUUGUGACACACCCGUUCCUUGAGAGCAACGGUGGUCAGCCAGCAACGCAAAGCCGCGAUGUGGUCGUAUGACUACUGAACGUCCGCAGCACCACACAGCCCGGAAUCAGCCACCGAGAUCCAGCCCCGAAACGAGAGCAGUCUGCCGUCUGAGGCACAGGAGUAUCCUAGUCAGCAGUUGGUGAGCCGCGACGACAGAUACCGCAUGACAGUGUACAACUCCACCGUUCGAGAUGAGUCAACGUACAACGUGCGUAAUGGACUCGUACUCCUGGAGGCCAUGAGGCUAAGCCGAACAGCUCGCGUUUGCUAGCGAUCGUUUAAACAUGUAUGCUCACGUUUUCUGGGGUCAGAACGACAUCAGAAACACGAUGGAUGGAUGUAAGAGGGG